Molecule: messenger RNA, 1768 nt
Organism: Sycon ciliatum
Lineage: Eukaryota; Metazoa; Porifera; Calcarea; Leucosolenida; Sycettidae
Product: lysocardiolipin acyltransferase 1-like
Exons: 2
Coding region: 79-957 (292 amino acids)
Biological process (GO): phosphatidylinositol acyl-chain remodeling
Cellular component (GO): endoplasmic reticulum; endomembrane system
Molecular function (GO): acyltransferase activity
Source: RefSeq, a predicted model, not a curated record
GCUCUGACUGCAGAACUUCUCGGCGGCACAAAGGUGGUAUUUCACGGCGACUACGUGAGUCCAGAUGAACGCUACCUGAUGAUCGGUAACCAUCGAACUGAACUGGACUGGGCCUACUCGUGGAUGAUCUACACACGCUUUGGUAUGCUAGAGCACUUCAAGCUGGUGUUGAAAGAUUCCCUUCGCCACGUACCUAUCUGGGGCUAUGUUUGCCAAGCCUGUGGCUAUCUGUUCGUCAAGAGGAACUGGCAGGAGGAUCAGUUGUUGCUGGCCAAGCACUGCAAGCACCUGAAGCAGUCCGGUGCGCCAAUCCAGCUCCUGCUCUUUCCCGAAGGCGCCGACCUCGAGGGCAGUGGAAAAGCCAAGAGCGACGCCUACGCAAAAGCUAACAACUUGCCAAUCUAUGAGCACCUGUUGCAUCCUCGCACAUCCGGUUUCACCUACCUUGUGUCUCACUUGAAUGAUCAUCUGGACUGUGUUGUAGACAUGACUGUGGCCUAUCCCAAGAAUAUUGUCUACAGCUUCAAGGAAAUCUUCCUCGGCAACUUUCCGGAGGAGAUACACUUUCAUCUGAAGCGCCACCCUAUGUCUACCAUGCCGGACGACGCCAAGGAACUUAGUGCAUGGCUGAAAAGUGAUUGGGAGCACAAAGAAACACGCCUGGCUCAGUUCUACCGCAGUGGCUCGUUUGAGCUUCCCACAGACGCGCAGAGUCAGGCAAAGCAAAUUCACAAGGCCAUCGACAUUGGCGCCUUAAACCUGGUUGUUCACCAUCGCCUGUUCUACGUUGCUCUCUUCUGGGUCUUGUUCACGCUGGCGACGAGCUUUGCAAUACUAACAACGUGGUACGUCCGCUGGUAUGUAGUUCUCAUGUCGCUGGCCAACCUCUUGAUUGAGCAUCACCUCGGCGGACUACUGCACCUUGAGCUGCAGCUUGCAGAGACGGCCACAGCAUGAUCAAGAUGAUGAUGCACGCUACAAACCACUGCAACAUGAUGAUGCAGGCUACCAAUGCACUCCUCUUGGUGUGCUGUCUCUGCGUUGCCAUGCAGGCAAAAGAACUCAGUCUGUAAUCAGCUGAUCAUCAAUGCCCCUUCUGAGCGUUGACUGUGAUUUGCACACACUCAAUACUUGAACGGUUUAUUGUAGUCUCCUCGUAAGUUAUUCGUAGGGUUGAAACUUAAUGAAUUGAUCUGAAUGACCCCUGUGAAUGAUAAUAGCACCAUGAAAGAUUGCCAUCAAAAGUUUAGAUAGAAUGUCUUCAUCAACCUUUAGCUCGUGUAGUUCAAAACUGACUUUUACCUUUUGAAUGAUUUUUGAUUUUAUCCUCAAAAUAUCGUCCUUGGGCUUGGGCGUUGUCACCUCAUCAUUACUAUUCUGUUGACUCCCUGCUCUUUCAUACUAUCUACUUAUUUAUUACUAAGAGGACCAUGUUGUAAUCGUGUCUGCGGACCAUUACCAAGCCUAGCACAUGUACGUAAUCAAGUAACGUGCUCUUGGCAAUGCGCAGCUCCUCUUUUCAUGUUUCAUCAUCACUUUCGUGAUGGCAUACCGCCGAUGCUCUGCAUUUUAUCCAGGAUACUUCCCUGCCCCCGUGUCGUGCUACUAGUUGUGAAAUGAGUUAAGUGCAUGGCAUUCCCCUCCUUCUCCCCUGUUUUUUUUUUAAACCACCUUUUUUCAUCUUCGGCCAGUGUAGUAUUGACUUUGUCUGACUCUGGGGGUGAGACAUGGGGAAAGUUGCCAUACAUGUACGUGGGGUGUGGAAUCA